This is a messenger RNA of Numida meleagris (helmeted guineafowl), 5616 nucleotides long. RefSeq names its product Fanconi anemia complementation group C (gene FANCC). Gene Ontology annotation, biological process: interstrand cross-link repair; nucleotide-excision repair; cellular response to oxidative stress. The record is from RefSeq and is a predicted model, not a curated record. The transcript has 15 exons. Lineage: Eukaryota; Metazoa; Chordata; Aves; Galliformes; Numididae. Bases 1705 to 3384 code for a protein of 559 amino acids. Gene Ontology annotation, cellular component: Fanconi anaemia nuclear complex.
UUUUUCAUAGCUUUUGUUACAUUACAAUGAUCUUUGGCCAUAUGUUUGGGUGUGCAUGCAAAUGGAAAUAUGAUCCUUGCACAGGAAGAAGAAAUGGGCUCUGUUAAUGGUAUAAACACCAAGCUGAUUAACAGUGUCAGUUUUUUGCUACUCUCUGACUAGGGGAUAGAAAUAGACACUGGACAAUCAUGGAACAUACCCAGCCAAAAAUAUGAAAAAUGAUGUUAUCAAACCCUUGCACUCUAACUUAUUUCAUUGUACCAGAACAGUGUCAGCAAUUAAAUAAUUAAUUUUGCUGACAUCCAAGGAAGUGUUGACACAAUUGAUGAUAGAAAACAAAUAAAAAUUCUCCCAUGUUUUCAUUUGACAAGAAAUGGAAGGCAUAGAAUGAUUGAAGACUUUUAUGAGUUAUGAACUGGACUCACAGUGUGAAUAUGGGUGUCACACCCAAAGGUCUGAGCUGUGCCAUGCAGAUGUGCUGGAUGUGUGGGAAACAUCCUAGCCAGUUUGUCUUGGUGGAUUGCCUGAUGAGCAAUUGCUGUUUCCCAAAAAAGAACUCUGGAACUUCUACAGCUGAGCCCUUUGAAUUCAUCAGGUGCUGGCAACUCAAUAAUAUUGAAAAGAAAGUAAUGUAGGAAUCAUGGAGAUAUUACUAUAUAGGGUAGGCUAAAUUUGCAUUUGUAUGGAAGGGGAUAGCGUCUCAUUUUAUAAAAAAUUUGAAAGCACCAGUGAGUGGAAAAGAUGGCACACCACACAAAAUCUGAACAGAAGACUAUGAAAAAUGAAUAAGAGUAAGGAAUUUGCAGUUUUUAUCUAGUUCAGCUUAUGUCUGUUGUUAUAGGAAAACAACUUUGGCAGUGCUGGACCAAUGUUUAUGCAGAGGAUAAAUCUCCCUGAAUAUCUAGUACUUGUAAGCCUGCUAAUUCAGACUAAUUAUGUUGGUAGAACAAAAAUUCGGGCAGAAAUGUCGGAGCUGUUUCCCACAAGUUUCUCAUCUUAGUGCUGAAUAUGAAUGCUAAGUGACAUAAUGCAGCUCUUUCAAGUUAACACUCAGUUUUUAACAACUUGAGGACAUUCUGCCUUGUAUAUAUCUUUCAAACCUGAUCUUUAUUUAACUCAACAUUUCUUAUCUACUGCACUGCAGUGCUUAUGCAAUUCAUGUUUCCACACAGGCUGCAAGGCCCGUUGGUGUUAACAAAACACUUGGGAGUUCAGCAGGUUUACCACUUAAGCUUAGGCUGACCAGAAAGGUCCAAAUUGACUUUAUUCCUUCAGGGUCACCAAGAUGGGCCACGGGCAGGCACAUCCAUUUACCUAGGCCAUCACAUCAUCCCUAACCCAUCCCAAAAGCCAUGGAGCACAGUUCACCCUCAGUCGCACAGAGGUCCCACACGUUUUAGUGCUGCCGCACUGGGAGCAGUAUCUGGGGACAAAUAAAUGUUUGGGCUCUCGGUCACGAGGCACACCGUGGGCUGACGAGUCGUCAUUUCAACUCACAAAGAGGAAAAGGGAAGCCCAAGCGGCCCAAAGCCGCGCACACACCCCGCACGGUAACGCCCGGCCCCUACCACCACCCCACCCACGUCCAACCCACACCGGCCCCGCCCCCUGCGCACGCGCGCAGCCUUCACAGCCGGCUACGCGGCGGCAGAACGCGCGAAAAUUCCAAACCGGCGGUGUGAGCGGGGCCGCGGGCAUUGUGGAAUGGCCCAGGAUAAUACAGUGCCUAAAUUGAACUUCAAAUAUUGGUUGGAUAAAGCUAUUGAGUGGGGUCAAGCCACCACUUUGGAAUGCCAGAAAGAUGUCUGUCUUCACUUGCCCCAAUUGCAGGAGUUUCUACAUCAGACUUACGAAGCUCUGAAACGUAUGAGUUCAAUUGUAGCAAUUCAGCAGUUCCCUUUAAUUGGCCAGUUGCUGGGAAGGCUUUGUUGGAAUCCUUUUGUUAUAGGAUAUGAUGAAAGCCAGAAGACUCUGAUGUGGUGCUUGUGUUGUCUGUACAGCAGUGAACCACAGAACCCUGUGGAAUUGAAGGCCAACAGCUGGAUACGGAGCUUACUGUGCCAUCUCCUUUCUUCUUCUAAAUGGGAAAGAAAUGGGGCUGAAACCAGUACAUUCAUAUCAGCUCUUGGCUACACAUCAGCAGAUUAUUAUUGUCACUUGGUUGAAAAUAUAAUCUCCUCAUUAGUAACUGAACUCGGAGGAAAUCAAUUUAAUGAACUUAACAUUCAGGGGAGAAUUUCAGUCAGUCGUGUGAAUGCUGUGUCCCUUUUCUGUCUCCCACUUAUUACUUUGCCUGAUCUAACUCCAUUACUGGAAACUCUUCUUGUUUACCAUGGGGGAGCAUCAAAAGAAAUUCUCAGCUCAGAGUUCUUGGAGGCUGUGAAUGAUGCCUUUUUAAAGAAGAAGAUCUCCCUUUCUGAAUCCGCUAUCUUCAGCCUCUGGUGUCGUCACUUACCAAGCCUUGAAAGUGCUACAUUAAGUCUUUUAGACCAGCUGGCUUCCCUUCAGAUAAAUUCUUUGGAAAAAGUGGCUUGUGUCGUAAAAGAUUCACUUCUGCCAAAAGCUGCAAGCCAUCCUGCCAUUUUCAGAAUUGUUAACGAAAUCUUCAAGAAAGCACUGUUGGAAACUGAUGGAACUCCUGAAGUUAUGACCAUAAUACAAGUGUUUAUACAGCUCUUCAUUCAGGUUCAGCAGAAUGAAAACAAGCAGCAUAAAUUUCCUCUGAAGGCCUACUUCCCUCACCACCACCAGCCUCUUGUAAUAGCCUUACUAAGACGCCCUUCUGAAUUGCCAUCUUCACACUGGCUGCAACAUUUGAAACACAUUUCGGAUAUACUCAAAUCUAUAGUGGAAGAUACAAGCAUUAGCUCUUUUGCUGAGCUUUAUGAAAUCUGGUUUUUGGUUGCUUGUUUUGGAGAAUGGCUGGAUAUUGCAGCAGAGCAACUACUGAAAGCAGCUGUAGCCCCAGAUGCUUUGCUGUGGCUGUUGGCAUUUUACUACUGUCCUCAGAAUGAAAACCAACAAAGGACUCAAACAAUGGUAGAAUCUCAAGCUGUCUACAGUCAUCUGAUGAUGCUCUACAACUGUACUGUCCUUUCAUUUGGAGAUCUGCUGCCUUCUGUAAACAAUAUAGCAGAUACAGAACAAUGUCAUACCCGGUGUCUUAUAACACAUCUUCUUACCAGCUUUUUACUCUUUUCUUCUGGAGGACAUAUGAUUGCCCAGGAAUUUAUUUCCCAUAUUACUGAGACAACUGACAUGAGCAAGGAAGUUUGUAGCCUGCUUAUCCGUACUGUAUACAGAAUUAAACAUAAUGGAGGAGAAAACCAAAGGACUGUGAAGCUGUUGAAUGAACUUCUUCAAAAACUAGCAUUGAAAGUUUAGCGUUGUCUCUGUCCAGACAGUGAGUUAGAUUUUUAUUCAUGUGUCAGCCUUUCAUGAAUGUCUUGCACUGCUGGGUUAGCAAGGGUAGAAGAAAUGUCUCUUUCUUGAGGAUAUCCCAUAACUUUGUCUUCCCCCACACCGUUUAGAAAUGUAAACUGUGAGGACACAACAGUAUUAAAGAUGAUCGAAGACUUUGUUCUGAGCUCCUUCUUUUACAAGAGACCUGUGUCAUUUAAAGCAGUUUACUCAUCUCCUUGUUUAUCUGUCUGUGGAUCAGUUUUUCUCCCGAAUUACUCAUGGCUUUAUGAGCAAUUUUAUCCAAUUGUUUGGUUGGUAAGUUGUUUUAGAAUGUUUUGUUCUAUAAUUCUGUUUUUAUGUGACUAAUGAUGAUCUCAAGUGAGAGUUAAUGAUUCAUGGUGAAUGCACUCCAUGUUCUCAGGAAAUCAGCAGUGUUUCCUGAACUUCUUAAUUCUUUUUGAAAACAUUUCCAAAAUAGAGCUCCUUUCACACUUGUUAAAUGAUUAUUUAACAGUGCUGCAGCUUUCACAGGACAAUGUUCUCUGCAAUGUAUGAUGCCAAUAGCUGGUCUCAAUCAGCAGAUGUGGCACAGAAUUUUCUGUCAGCCUAUUUUCCGUGUGUGCACACUGAGGUUAUUGCUCAGGAAAUCUUUUUUUUUUUUUUUUCAUGCAGACAAAGUAGGGCAAAUAAAAUAUAGGUAUAAGGAAACUCCAAUUUGAGGCCCAAAUUUCCUAAAAAGAGAGGAUUGUGGUUGCAGUCUCCUUCUUUUCUGUUGCCAGAGAUAUGGUUUGUUUGCUUACUUCUUUCUUUAUUUGUCUGAUGAGAAGAGCAUGAACAAGGAGCAAUGCCUUCUUGUUUUAUCCAAGAACUUUUGUGAACUUGUUUCUAGCUUAACUAAAUAAAACAAGCACUAAGAACAAUAACAGUAGAGCAUCUUAACUGAUUUCACAGAAUCACACAAUUGCAGAAGUUGGAAGGGUCAUGUAUUACCUACCUAGCUUUUAUAUCAACACUUACUCUAUAUUAAAAGAUACCACUUGAAAUUCUUAUGGAUCCCUUCCAAUGGAAAAUAUUCUGUGAUACUGUGAAAUAGUAUUCUUGCAUAUGACAUCAAAAAUUUGUAUCUUAAAUUAGUACAGUUUUAUGGGUGUAGCAUUUGUUUUUGAGCAAGAGAGAAAAAAAGCAAUGUUCUUAGUUUUGCUUGGCUACAAGAAGUGGAAGGAUAUUUCUGUUAAUUGUUGACUGAUUGCUUACAAUUUUGUUCCUAGUGAGUCACAUCAGGCUGAAUUACAGAAGUUAUAUGCACUCUUGGCAAAUUUGUUAAUGUAUUUGUGACGUUUGAUUUCAGCAUAUGAAGAAGUAGUAAAAACUGAAUACAUCUGUCAAGAACACUGCUUUUUGUCUUUUUGGAUUAAAAAUAGUUCUGAAUGAAAAAAUCAAAGAGAGUUAUGUUGCAUAUUUUUGGUUGUUGGUACAUGUAUCCACAAAAUCUAAAUCAAGCAACCUGAUUUUCUAUUCUGUGCUUAUUAUAACUGAAGGGCAAGUAGAGUCUGGUGGAUGAAUGUCUUCCCCUUGGCUGAGGAGGAGCUGAUGAAAGAUUGCUUAGGCAAAAUCCAUGCCCACAAAUGGGUCCCAGUGGGUUUCACCCACAAGCACUGAUAGAGUUGGCAGAAGUGAUUGCUAAACUGCUGUCUGUCAUCUUUGCAAUUACAGGCCAGUCAGCCUCACCUCUAACCUGGAAAGGUCAUGGAACAACUUGUUUUGGAUGUCAUCCCUAAGCAAUUGGAAGAGAAGAAUGUUAUCAGAAGUAGUCAACACAUAACCACCAAGGGGAAAUUAUGCUCAGCCACUCUGGUAGCCUCCUGUGAUGUCAUUGCAGUUUGGGGAGAUGAGGAGAGAGCAGUGGAUGUUUACCUGUUAUGGUUUUAUGACUGUUGGUUAUUGGUAUUCCACAUCAUAACAUCAUGUAGUGCACUGGGAGUUAAAGAGUUAAUGCUCCAGUUCCGUGGAUCGCUGAUAGAAGAGAAAAAGAACUACAUCCUCGGAGGACUUUCCGUUGUUCUGUUUCUGUUUUCCGUUCAGGGGGAAAGAUAAAACUGUCUGCAGGUCACAAGAUGCCCUCUUUUCCUUUUCUACUCAUCCCAGGUAGUCAUCUCCGCUUCAGCAUUAGAGUAAGGCCUUUGGAUUUUUUGGGCACUCUCUCUCUCUCAUUUU